Molecule: messenger RNA, 786 nt
Organism: Pyricularia oryzae 70-15
Lineage: Eukaryota; Fungi; Ascomycota; Sordariomycetes; Magnaporthales; Pyriculariaceae
Exons: 2
Coding region: 1-786 (261 amino acids)
Source: RefSeq, a predicted model, not a curated record
AUGUUGAAGCAAUUCUUAGAGGGCGGCCAAGCGCGAAUCAAACAGACCUUGCAAAGGGGCUACGCGCCGGCCCACUUUACACACAACCUGGAGCUGAUCCUGGUCGAGGACAGCCGGUCGUCGACGUCGCUGUCGAUGCGCAGUAAGCUCGCUAGCACACGCGACAGGAUAGCAAGGCUUCGCACCCUCGACCCGGUGACCCUAAUAUGGUGGGCCGUAGCGUUCCCUAUGCGUCAGUGGUCAGGGGGCCGCAAGAUGAGCAGCUGUACCUUUGCCGCGCUGGUCUGGCGAGCCCCGGACUUUGCCACCGAGAUGAAGCCUCUGCUCGGUGCCGUCAUGGACGACCUCAAAAUGCUUGCUGAAGUCCACAGAAAGUCCCGCGCGGUCCAAGAUCUGCUCUUGGCCGUCGCCAUGGAUCCCGCUCCAGGCUCGCGUUCCAUCACACAGAAAACAGACGCCCAGUUGCUCCAGAAUGAAUAUGUUGCCUUGACCGGGGCACAACCACAAUUCCCCGCGGUACUGCCGCACGUGCUGCGCCAGGGAAUAGAAGCUUCACAGAAAUACCAACAAGAGAGGGACAAAGGGCUGCCGCUCUCAACUGCAAUCAAAGUUUUCAUUCCCACGGUCCCGAUGGGAAAGGACGCAUACUUGAUGCUAUCCAUAGGAUCCACCGAAGUUUGGGGACUUUUACACGAGCUUGGCAUCAUAGAUCAAACUGUCAGGGAGCCUAGGGCGGGGGACACCAACGACGAGCUAUUGGAUCAAAUAGAACUUUUCCAGCAUUAA